AUGUCGUCUAACAAUCAACAAGCUCCACUUCCUCCUUCAAAUUAUGGUAGUGCACAGUGGCAGACUGAUCCAUUUGGUCUUGCUCCAACUGCAAAUGCAAACUCAGGUGAUAAUGGUGCUGGAAAUGGACAGCAAUCGUCGUACAAGGAACAAACCUACACUCUUCCCGGUGGCAAAACGACUUAUAUGGAAUGGACUGGUUAA
Messenger RNA from Adineta steineri, 204 nucleotides. The record is from the annotation of a GenBank genome assembly. Lineage: Eukaryota; Metazoa; Rotifera; Eurotatoria; Adinetida; Adinetidae.